Anolis sagrei ordinatus is the source of this 1545-nucleotide messenger RNA. Its product is annotated as homeobox protein box-5. NCBI's taxonomy places the organism in Eukaryota, Metazoa, Chordata, Lepidosauria, Squamata, Anolidae. The record is from RefSeq and is a predicted model, not a curated record. Gene Ontology annotation, biological process: cell differentiation; negative regulation of transcription by RNA polymerase II; embryo development. Gene Ontology annotation, molecular function: RNA polymerase II cis-regulatory region sequence-specific DNA binding; DNA-binding transcription factor activity, RNA polymerase II-specific.
UCCUCCUCCUCCUUUCUCCAACGCGGAGGAAAGAGACGGCGUUUGUGUCGGCUUUUCCAAUGGCACUGAAGCAGUCGAGGAAGAGAAGGCGCCGCUCGGCUUGCUGAGCCUGCGACUAUGUAGGCAAUUCUUGCAUCUGGAUGCCGCCGCUCUUCCCUUCCCAGCCGAGGUUUGGAUGAUGACGAUGAACUCUUUGGCGGAGAGUUUGCUGGCGGGACCUCCACCCCCGGACCCUUCCAAAGCGGCCUUUUUGGACUUCGGGCUGGGAGCACCCCCGCCUUCGCCUCAUCACCCAGCCCCACAGCAACAGCAGCAGCAAUACACCCUCCAAGCCUUACAGCCGCUGUCCGACGGAGGAGCCUUCCCUCCUUCCUCCUCCUCCUCCUCCGCCUCUUCCUCCUACGGCAGACCCCUGGCCUACCCUGCUUACCCCGGGGCAGGCGGGGCGGGCAGCCCCCACCACGCUUUCUACCCCCACCACCCCUACCACGGCGCCUCCUACUCCUCGCCUUACCCGCAGAGCUCCAGCGCCUUGAGCCUCCACGGGACGAGGCUGGAGGAGACCGAGUUUGAGAAGUCUACCAUCAUCGAAAACGGGGAAAUCCGCAUCAAUGGGAAAGGGAAGAAGAUCCGGAAACCACGCACCAUCUACUCUAGUCUCCAGCUUCAGGCCCUCAACCAACGCUUCCAGCAAACCCAGUACCUGGCCUUACCUGAGCGGGCGGAGUUAGCAGCACAGUUGGGCUUGACCCAAACCCAGGUCAAAAUCUGGUUCCAGAAUAAACGUUCCAAGUUCAAAAAGAUUAUGAAGCAGGGUUCCAGCAUACAAGAUGAUCACCUCCACAAUUCCUCUUCUUUGUCUCCCUGUUCUCCCAAUAUACCCCCACUCUGGGACAUCCCCAUGGCAUGCAAAGGAACCCCCCUCCCUGCUAACAGUUACAUCAAUAGCUUUGCACCUUGGUACCACCAGCCCCAACACCAAGACACCAUGGGGAGGCCUCCAGUGAUGUGACAAAAGCAGACAAUGUAAUUUUGGCCCAUAUGCUGUGCCUCUUUUUCUGAAGCUCUAAUCAGGAACCCCAACACAGGACAAUGGGGGCUACGGCUGGAGGGGUGGCACUUCUGAAGGAAUCACCAGCAUUUCUCUCUUGACGAGAAGCUCUUCAGCAGGAGAUGACUGAAAAUGUGGAGAUGGACUUCCCUGACCUGUUCAAGGACCAGCUCGUAACAGCAGUAGCAGAGCAUCUGAGGUGGAGAUAAGGAACGCCUUAGACAACCACACCAUGAAAGUUGAACUCAGAACUCCAUUCCAAGUGCUAUCACUUCAUCUGGGGUUUACAAGAGUGGCGUCUAUGUUCUUCUUUCAUGGCAUAGACCAGUGUUGGAUCUAGCUGUGCUAAGUAGUUGCCACGGGUUGGCUUGGUUUCAGUGCCUUAAACAGUUUUGACCUUAGCAAUUAAACAGGUUAUAUUUUUGCAAACAUGGAAGUUCAGACCAUGAUGGCUUUGCAUGAUAUAUUUCUGCCUGCCACAUGGCUGCUAAAGA